This is a messenger RNA of Closterium sp. Naga37s-1, 3699 nucleotides long. The record is from the annotation of a GenBank genome assembly. Lineage: Eukaryota; Viridiplantae; Streptophyta; Zygnematophyceae; Desmidiales; Closteriaceae.
AUGGCUCCGCUCACCCACGCCACUGCGCUGCCUGUACAGCGACCCGCCGCAUCACAUCCGGACGAUUCCGCCGCCAACCCAGCGGCGGAGCCCAGCGCCAUGCGCACUGCCCCCCGAUUCCUUCCGCUCGCAGCCGUCUCCGCGCGCCCCUCCCCCGCGCAGCUCGUCGGCGGAUCCACGCCCGCCAAGCCGGGGGGACCGUUGCGCCUGGUGCUACCCGCGGGGAUUGGACGAGCAGCGAGCGCCAGCCGGGCGCAGGAGCAGCAGGGGGAGCCGCGCGAGGAAACGAUCAGGGGAGCCUCCCCGGCCGGCAGCGCGCGCCCGCUGCUCUCCGCCGCACUGGGGGCACAUGGCGCGGCUUCCGGGGGAACAAAGAGGCGGGGAGGGGCGGCGGAAAUGGAUACUGGGGGAGAGAAUGCGCGAAGUCGCGGGGGAGCCGGAAAGGAGGGGGAGGCGGACAGCGGCGACGGCAGCGAAGGUGGAGAGGGGGCGAUGGAGGGGCGAAUGGAGGGGGCGGAGAGAAGGGGGAAGUCGGCAGAGGAGAGGGGAGGCGGCAGCAGCAGCGAGGCGAGCGGAGGGCUGAUAGGGGAGCAGGAUAGGGGGAGCAGGGGGGGCGAGGAAGUGGAGGAGGACGGGGAGAAGGAGCGGAGGAGGCGGAGUGGCGGAGGGCGGGGGGGAGCAGCGGCGGUGAACAGGGGGGCGUGGACGGCGGAGGAGGAUGAGCGGCUGGCGGCGCUGGUGGCGGUGCACGGGGCGAAGAACUGGAGUGCCAUCGCUGCUGGCAUCCCUGGCCGGCCGGGGAAGAGCUGUCGACUCAGGUGGUGCAACCAGUUGGACCCGACUUUAAGGAGGGGCCAGUUCUCGCUCGAGGAGGAUGCGCGCAUCAUCACAGCACAUGCCAUCCACGGCAACAAGUGGGCCCUCAUCGCCAAGAACCUUCCCGGACGCACGGACAACGCGAUAAAGAACUAUUGGAACUCUGCCAUGCGCCGCAAGUACCCCCUCCUGCGCGGCCUCCUCUCCACGCCCCCUCCCGGCCCCCCACAUUCCGCCCCCACAAACUCCGCUUCCCCCGCCCACCCUGCACCGGCGCAGCCCCAGCCCUCCCCUCCGCCCUCCAACACGCCCGCCCUUGCUACUAACGGACAACAGCAAGGGGGAGAAGGCGCGUACGAGCGCGCAGUGCGGUUUGUGGCGGGCGUGCAGGCGAGGGGCGUGGCGGCUCUGGUGGAGGAGAUGGAACGCGUGAGAGAGGAGGAGGGCGUGGGGCGCAUCCGCAAGAUCCUGGAAGGUUCGCCCCUGGGGGAUGCGGCGCUGCUGCAGGCUGUGGAGAGGGAGUGGCGCGAGAGAGAGGCGCGGGGACGAGGGGGGGAUGGGGGAGAGGGGGAGGGGGAAGGAAUGGCGAGGGGAGGUGAGGAGGGCGUGGGGAGGGAGGCGGAAUUGAGUGAGGGCGACGAGAGGGCAGAGGGGAUGGGUGAGGCAGAGGAGAAUGAGGAAUGGGGGCAUGGGGAGCAAGCGGUGCAGGGAGAAGGGGAGCGGGAGACGGCUGGUGAUGGGGGGGGAGGGCAAGGAGGCAGGGCAAUGGCCGGAGCCGGCGAAGUGGAGUUGGAGGAGGGGGGGAAGGGGAUGGAAGGGAGCAGGACGGAUGAGAGUGAGGAGGGGCGAGUGGUGGCAAGGGGAGAGGUGACGAUGGGAGAGGCGGGAACGAGAGUGGGGCUGGGGGCGGAGCAAACAAGAACCAGUGCAGACGAGGGUGGCUGUAGGGAGGCAAGGAGGUGGCUGCCUGCUGGUGGGGAUGGGUGGACGGGCGGGCGAGAAGCGGCACAGGGAGUGGGGACUGGUGAGGGGGAGCGGUGUUGGCAUGGGCGCCACGAAAGGGAGACAAUGAGGGAGGCAGUGCAGCAGGCAGGUCAUGGGGAGGCGAGGGCAGGAGAGUGCAGGACGAGUGAGGAGGGAAUGGAGAAGAGAGGAGUGAAGCAGGAAGUGGUGGAGGGGGUGGAUGGGAUGGGAGGGAUGGAAGAGGAGGGUGGGUUGUGUGUCCCUGAGCCUCACACUGCGUCAACAUGCGUUUCCACUCCACUCCUGGCACAGUGUGACCCCCUGCCUGUUGCCAGCCAGACCAGUGCCAGCAUCAGCCAUGCGGCCAGUGGGGGUGGUGGCAGUGACAGGAGCCGUGCUUGGGGCAUACCUGUGGAGGCUCGUGGUGGGGUUGACUUAGUUCCAUGCAGUAGGAAAAGGCAGUACGAGGCCUGCCGUGGCAAUCAAGGGGGUCAUCAUGGCGCUUCUGCUCAUACUGCUGCCGGUGUUGCUGCUUCUAGCGGUGUUAUUGGUGCUGCUGGUGCUGGUACUGGUGGUGGUGCUGCUGCUGGUGGUGACGCUCCUGCUGCUGCUGUUGCUGGUGGUGCUGGUGGGAACACGAGCCAGCACGAGAACAUUUCCUGCCAUUUUGAUCGCCGCCUUCGCUUCCGAGCCUCACCCACUGCUCUCCCUCCCACCCCCACAGCGACUGCACCUGCUGCUGCUUCAGCACCACUGCUGCCGCCUUCCACACUUCCCACCACCACCUCUGUUGCUGCCACCUCCCGCCUCCCUCCCUCGCACACCUCUCAAGGCACCACCCAGCAGCCACAGGCGCCCUUGCCAUCACCAUCCCACUCCCGCUCGAUCAAGCCUCGGGUCCAGCUGGGAAAGGUGUUUACUGCAGUGCAGGUGACAGGGGGCGAUGAGAGCUCGCACGGGCACAGUGGGUGUGAGGGCGAAGAGGGGCGUGGGGGUGGUGAGGGGUGUGAGAUGGCCGUGAGAGAAGCGGAGAGGCGAGGAAGGGAGUGGGAAAAGGAAGGGGGUUGUGGAGGGGAUGGAAUGGAGAUGAUGGGGGUUACGGAGGAUGAAGGCGGAGGGCAGCAGGGGAUGGAAAUCUGUGGGUCAGAGCAAGAGAAGUCCCUGUGCUCACACAGAGACAAGCAGCCCGACUUACAGCCCUUGCAGCACAUGCUGCAGCCAAACACAUGCCUUGCUGCUGCACGCUCAGGGUCACUCCAAGGCUGCCACUUGGCAGGGCAGGGGCAGUGUGGGUCACGGGUGCGGCGGCACGUGCAUCGGGUGGCGGUGUCGGCAUGUGGGGUGGCGCAGCUGCUGCUGGAGAAGCUGCAACGGCGGCACGGAGUGGGAACACAAGCAGACAAGGAGGCCGUGGAGGAGCGACGGGGGGAUGUGAGGGGAGAAUGUUGCGAGGGGCCACAGGCGAUAGAGCCAGUGGGGGAUGUGUGUUGUUGCAGUGAUGAGCGGUUCUGCGCGGUGAGCAGUGGUGCUGUGGAGGGUGCAGCAGAGGAGGGUGUGGCGUGCCGGCAUCUGCUGGAUGCCAUGCUGACCGUGUGCCUACGACUUGCUGCUCCAAAGCGCGGGGAGCGCGUUCGCGGAGCGGGCGGGCCGAUACUGCGCGGUCGCGUGGCGCGUGGCGGGGGCGGCAGCGCGGGUGGCGGCGGUGGCGGGCUUGUGGGCGGCGGUGGCGGCGGCGGCGUUCGUGAUCCGCGGGUGCGCGUCGCUGGUGCCGCCGUCGCUGGGGUCGGCCGUGCUUCCGCUGGUGGGCGCGCUGGUGGGCAUGGGGCGCACCCUCGGCUGGCUCGUGCUCCCUCCCUCGUACGCACCCCCCUCGCCCACCCCUUCGCCCACCCCCUCGCCCACCCCCGCUCCAGGGUUUAG